Neomonachus schauinslandi (Hawaiian monk seal) is the source of this 2392-nucleotide messenger RNA. RefSeq names its product delta like canonical Notch ligand 4 (gene DLL4). The transcript is spliced from 11 exons. Gene Ontology annotation, cellular component: membrane. Gene Ontology annotation, biological process: cell communication; Notch signaling pathway; multicellular organism development. Gene Ontology annotation, molecular function: calcium ion binding. The record is from RefSeq and is a predicted model, not a curated record. NCBI's taxonomy places the organism in Eukaryota, Metazoa, Chordata, Mammalia, Carnivora, Phocidae. Bases 10 to 2067 code for a protein of 685 amino acids.
CUCCAGGGGAUGGCAGCCGCGUCCCGUAGCGCCUCUGGCUGGGCGCUACUGCUGCUGGUGGCACUUUGGCAGCAGCGCGCAGCCUGCUCCGGAGUCUUCCAGCUGCAGCUGCAGGAGUUUGCCAACGAGCGAGGCGUACUGGCCAGCGGGCGGCCGUGCGAACCCGGCUGCAGGACCUUCUUCCGCGUCUGCCUUAAGCACUUCCAGGCGGUCGUGUCGCCCGGGCCCUGCACCUUCGGCAGCGUCUCUACGCCUGUGUUGGGCACCAACUCCUUCGCCGUCGGGGACGAUAGUAGCGGCGGGGGACGCAACCCUCUUCAACUGCCUUUCAAUUUCACCUGGCCGGGUACCUUCUCACUCAUCAUCGAAGCUUGGCACGCGCCAGGAGACGACCUGCGGCCAGAGGCCUUGCCACCAGACGCCCUCAUCAGCAAGAUCGCCAUCCAGGGCUCCCUAGCUGUGGGCAAGAACUGGUUACUGGAUGAGCAGACCAGCCCCCCCACGAGGCUGCGCUACUCUUACCGGGUCAUCUGCAGUGACAACUACUAUGGGGACAGCUGCUCGCGCCUGUGCAAGAAGCGCAAUGACCACUUCGGCCACUACGUGUGCCAGCCAGAUGGCAGCCUGUCCUGCCUCCCCGGCUGGACUGGGGAGUACUGCGAAGAGCCUAUCUGUCUUUCUGGCUGUCAUGAACAGAACGGCUACUGCAGCAAGCCAGCGGAGUGCAUCUGCCGCCCAGGCUGGCAGGGCCGCCUCUGCAACGAAUGCAUCCCCCACAAUGGCUGUCGCCACGGCACCUGCAGCAUCCCCUGGCAAUGCACCUGCGACGAGGGCUGGGGCGGCCUCUUCUGUGACCAAGAUCUCAAUUACUGCACCCACCACUCCCCAUGCAAGAACGGGGCGACGUGCUCCAACAGCGGGCAGCGGAGCUAUACCUGCACCUGCCGCCCGGGCUACACCGGCGUGGACUGCGAGCUGGAGCUCAGCGAGUGUGACAGCAACCCCUGUCGCAACGGGGGCAGCUGCAAGGACCAGGAGGAUGGCUACCGCUGCCUGUGUCCCCCGGGCUACUACGGCCUGCACUGUGAACACAGUACUUUGAGCUGCGCAGACUCCCCCUGCUUCAAUGGGGGUUCCUGCCAGGAGCGUAGCCAGGGGGCCAGCUAUGCCUGUGAAUGCCCCCCAAACUUCAUGGGCUCCAACUGUGAGAAGAAAGUGGACAGGUGUACUAGCAACCCGUGUGCCAAUGGGGGCCAGUGCCUGAACCGUGGUCCUAACCGCGUGUGCCGCUGCCGUCCUGGAUUCACAGGCCCCCACUGUGAACUGCACGUCAGCGACUGUGCCCGCAACCCCUGUGCCCACGGCGGCACUUGCCACGAGCUGGAGAACGGGCUCGUGUGCACCUGCCCCGAUGGCUUCUCGGGCCGGCGCUGCGAGGUGCGGAUACCAGCCGACGCCUGCUCCUCGGGACCCUGCUUCAAUGGGGCCACCUGCUACCCUGGCCUCUCCGAGGACAGCUUUGUCUGCAACUGUCCCUAUGGCUUUGUGGGCAGCCGCUGCGAGUUCCCCAUGAGCAUGCCACCCAGCUUCCCCUGGGUGGCUGUCUCUCUGGGUGUGGGCCUGGUGGUGGUGCUGGUCUUGCUGGGCAUGGUGGCAGUGGCUGUGCGGCAGCUGCGGCUUCGGCGGCCCGACGAUGGUAGCAGGGAGGCCAUGAACAACUUGUCGGACUUCCAGAAGGACAACCUGAUCCCUGCCGCCCAGCUCAAGAACACCAACCAGAAGAAGGAGCUGGAAGUGGACUGUGGCCUGGACAAGUCCAACUGUGGCAAACAGCAGAACCACACACUGGACUAUAAUCUGGCCCCAGGGCCUCUGGGGCGAGGGACCCUGCUGGGGAAGUACUCCCACAGUGAUAAGAGCCUAGGGGAGAAGGCGCCACUGCGGUUACACAGUGAAAAGCCAGAGUGUCGGAUAUCAGCGAUAUGCUCCCCCAGGGACUCCAUGUACCAGUCUGUGUGUUUGAUAUCAGAAGAGAGGAACGAAUGUGUCAUUGCCACAGAGGUAUAAGGCAGGAGCCUUCCCAGGACAUCCCAGCUCGGCCCCAGCAGCUGGAUCUUCCUUCUGCAUUGUUUACAUUGCAUCCUGGAUGGGACAUUUUUAAUAUGCAACGUGCUGCUCUCAGGAGGAAGAGGGAAUGGCAUGACCUGGACAGACUGUGAACUUGCCAAGCGAUGCAGUGCCCUUCCACGCCUCUGCGUGUCUGUCUGGCAUCAGACUGGCAGCCGCGCCAGCCAGGGGAGCAGAGAGGAGAGGUGCCACUGGGACCCGCCCUGCCGGCAGUGGCCUUCACAGGGCCCCUCUGGGGAUCUGGCCUGUUUUCCGGAGGGAGCAG